Messenger RNA from Leptosia nina, 459 nucleotides. Lineage: Eukaryota; Metazoa; Arthropoda; Insecta; Lepidoptera; Pieridae. The record is from the annotation of a GenBank genome assembly.
AUGCUUACGACUGGCACAGUUGAAGAUCAGCCCAUGGACGGGAACAUGUCGUUUACAUCUUAUAAUAUGAUGGACUCUGGAGGCGCUGGAAUAGAGUCGCCGCCAACUUACCACAGAAGCUACGAGCAGUACGUCCAAGGGGCUGUCGACAAUAGUACAGACUCAACUCAGGAACAGACCAGCCCGGAGCUCGUCGUCUGGUCCACUCUCCCAUACGGCAUAGACUAUAGAACCCAAUACGACUACAGAAAUCCUUACGAGUCUAGGGAUUUCUCCACUCAGCAGUUCGCUAGAGCACCAUUUACCACCAAGAUGGGACAGGCGAAAGCUCUGAAGGAAGCCAGGAUACGGAGACCCAUGAACGCGUUUAUGGUGUGGGCUAAAGUGGAGCGGAAGAAGUUGGCUGAUGAGAACCCAGACCUGCACAAUGCUGAUCUCAGUAAAAUGCUAGGUGAGUGA